AUGGACCCGUACUACAACUUAAGAGUCAGGCUUCGUCCUGGAAGAACAGUGCCCGCCGAUGGGGCCUGCGGAGGGCAGUGCUGUGGGAGCUGCCCUUCUCUGCCCCCUAUCAUCAUACCAGGCAUGGGCAGCGUUGAGAUCUGCACCACCCAAGAGGACGACUGCUUGCCCACCGAUGGAGGGAUGGGAUACUCAGAAGCCCAAGCCAUGGAUGAGUUUCCAGCCCAGCAGAAAGGGGACAGACUGCCCUUUCAGAUCUUCCCAGACCCGGUGGAAGUUGUUUUGAGCACUGAAGGCACUCUGACCUGUUCUCCGCAGGGGAAGGAGCGCCUGCCGUCCAUUGUGGUGGAGCCCACCGAUGUGAGCGAGGUGGAGAGUGGAGAGCUGCGCUGGCCGCCAGAAGACAUGGACUUUGAUGAAGAUGAAGAUCUAUUCUUGGAGCAGUGCAUCCCACCUGCAAACAUCGCAGACUGGGGGGAAGACGAGGAGGAGAGCUCUGUUAUUGAAAACCACCAGCAGUCCGCUUCCCUGUUAGAUCUCAAAUCGGAUGACUUCAGGGACGACACCCCGACUCUACCUCCAGAAAGCGCUUCAGCUCUGAACUGA
This is a messenger RNA of Danio aesculapii, 606 nucleotides long. RefSeq lists its product as uncharacterized. The transcript has 5 exons. Lineage: Eukaryota; Metazoa; Chordata; Actinopteri; Cypriniformes; Danionidae. The record is from RefSeq and is a predicted model, not a curated record. Gene Ontology annotation, biological process: positive regulation of DNA-templated transcription. Gene Ontology annotation, cellular component: nucleus. The coding region runs from base 1 to 606 and encodes 201 amino acids.